Molecule: messenger RNA, 4046 nt
Organism: Plectropomus leopardus (leopard coralgrouper)
Lineage: Eukaryota; Metazoa; Chordata; Actinopteri; Perciformes; Serranidae
Gene: clcn3
Product: Cl-/H+ antiporter 3
Biological process (GO): transmembrane transport; chloride transport
Cellular component (GO): Golgi apparatus; synaptic vesicle; early endosome
Molecular function (GO): chloride:proton antiporter activity; voltage-gated chloride channel activity
Source: RefSeq, a predicted model, not a curated record
GAAAGCUUGUAAAGACCUCCUCCGGGCUGAAACUGCAGAGUGAGCAAAAGGGGGCCGGCUCACUCUGUGGUCCUGUGGAGAUUUUUGUUGGAGCAUUUUGUUUGCUUGGAAGAAGAACUGGAGAUAAAAGGAGCAAUGCUUUGGAGAAUUUAAACUCAAAAGGAUUAAUUUUGUUUCUUUGGGACUCUCUGGAUUACUGAGACUUUUGUGUUUGAAACUUCAUGUUGGGUUUUUGCUGGUUUGGUGUCCUGACUGGGACUUGUUGAGCAAGGAAGUAACAAACUAUGGCUGAUAUCAGCUGUGUCAUUGCCUAGCAACAGGAGCCCUGCUGACAGGGUCUAACUACGUCAUGUCUAACGGGGGCGGGGCACCCAGCAGCACCACCCACCUGUUGGACUUCCUAGAGGAGCCCAUCCCUGGUGUGGGGACCUACGACGACUUCCAUACCAUCGACUGGGUUCGUGAGAAGUGCAAGGACCGCGAAAGGCACCGAAAGAUCAACAGUAAGAAAAAAGAGUCAGCAUGGGAGUUCACAAAGAGCCUGUACGACGCCUGGUCCGGAUGGCUGGUGGUGACGCUCACCGGCUUGGCCUCAGGUGCUUUGGCUGGCCUGAUUGACAUUGCUGCUGAUUGGAUGAACGACCUGAAGGAGGGCGUGUGUCUGAGCGCCAUGUGGUUCAACCACGAGCAGUGCUGCUGGACGUCCAAUGAGACCACCUUCGCUGAGCGGGACAAGUGUCCUCAGUGGAAGAGCUGGGCUGAGCUAAUACUGGGGCAGGCCGAGGGGCCCGGCUCGUACAUCAUGAACUACUUCAUGUACAUCUACUGGGCGCUGUCCUUCGCCUUCCUCGCCGUCUGUCUGGUCAAAGUGUUUGCACCCUACGCCUGCGGCUCAGGGAUCCCUGAGAUUAAGACCAUCCUGAGUGGGUUCAUCAUCCGGGGCUACCUGGGCAAGUGGACCCUGAUGAUCAAGACCAUCACUCUGGUGCUGGCUGUGGCGUCUGGCCUCAGCCUGGGGAAGGAGGGCCCUCUGGUCCACGUGGCCUGCUGCUGUGGGAACAUCUUCUCUUACCUCUUCCCCAAGUACAGCAAGAACGAGGCCAAGAAACGCGAGGUCCUCUCUGCUGCGUCGGCGGCUGGGGUGUCUGUUGCUUUUGGAGCACCGAUCGGAGGAGUGCUCUUCAGCCUGGAGGAGGUGAGUUACUACUUCCCUCUCAAGACGCUGUGGCGCUCCUUCUUCGCCGCUCUGGUGGCAGCCUUCGUCCUGCGCUCCAUCAACCCGUUCGGUAACAGCCGCCUGGUGCUGUUCUACGUGGAGUACCACACGCCGUGGUACCUGUUUGAGCUCAUCCCUUUCAUCCUGCUGGGAGUUUUCGGAGGCCUCUGGGGCGCCUUCUUCAUCCGAGCCAACAUCGCCUGGUGCCGGCGGCGCAAGUCGACACGCUUCGGAAAGUACCCGGUGUUGGAGGUGAUCUUGGUGGCCGCCAUCACAGCUGUGGUUGCUUUCCCGAACCCGUACACGCGUCAGAACACCAGCGAGCUGAUAAAGGAGCUGUUCACCGACUGCGGCCCGCUGGAGUCCUCGCAGCUGUGCCAGUACCGCAGCCAGAUGAACGGCAGUAAGGCGUUCACCGACAAUCCCAACCGGCCGGCAGGGCCCGGCGUCUACGCCGCCAUGUGGCAGCUCUGCCUGGCGCUCAUCUUUAAAAUCAUCAUGACGAUAUUCACCUUUGGACUCAAGGUGCCGUCGGGUUUGUUCAUCCCCAGCAUGGCCAUCGGGGCCAUCGCAGGGCGAAUCGUUGGCAUCGCCGUGGAGCAGCUGGCGUAUUAUCACCACGACUGGUUCUUGUUCAAAGAGUGGUGCGAGGUGGGAGCAGACUGCAUCACUCCAGGGCUCUACGCCAUGGUGGGGGCCGCCGCGUGUCUGGGCGGUGUGACUCGUAUGACCGUCUCCCUGGUCGUCAUCGUCUUCGAGCUGACCGGUGGGUUGGAGUACAUCGUCCCCCUCAUGGCUGCCGUCAUGACCAGCAAAUGGGUGGGCGACGCGUUCGGCCGAGAGGGAAUCUACGAGGCUCACAUCAGACUGAACGGAUACCCCUUCCUGGACGCCAAGGAGGAAUUCACACACACCACGCUGGCCAGAGAGGUGAUGAGGCCUCGACGCAGCGACCCGCCGUUAGCGGUGCUGACGCAGGACGACCUGACGGUGGAGGAGCUGCAGAGCACCAUCAAUGAAACCAGUUAUAAUGGUUUCCCUGUGAUAGUGUCCAAGGAGUCCCAGAGGCUGGUGGGCUUCGCUUUGCGCAGGGACAUCACUAUCGCUAUAGAAAAUGCUCGUCGUAAACAGGAGGGCAUCAUGUUGAACUCCAGGGUUUACUUCACCCAGCACGCACCCACCCUGCCGGCCGACAGCCCUCGGCCCCUAAAACUGCGCUCCAUCCUGGACAUGAGCCCCUUCACCGUCACCGACCACACCCCCAUGGAGAUCGUGGUGGACAUCUUCAGAAAGCUCGGGCUGCGCCAGUGCCUGGUCACUCACAACGGGAUUGUGUUGGGCAUCAUCACAAAGAAGAAUAUAUUAGAGCAUCUGGAGCAGCUCAAGCAGCACACGGAGCCCCUGGCGGCUACUUGGUAUUAUCACAAAAAAAGAUAUCCUUCGUCACAUGGCUCAAAUGGCAAAUCAAGAUCCCGAGUCCAUCAUGUUCAACUGAUCCGCUCCUUCCAGGACGGCUGGGGGGGAGGGGGAGACGACAGCGAGGAUGAGGAGGAGGUGCGCCUCCUGGAUGGCUCCAAUCUCUGACAUUCGGACCCCGAUGUUUCUUCUUCUUAGUUUUCAGCUUUGUAGACCCUGAACCUCGCAGACUGACGUGGCACAAAGAGACUUACCGGCCACGAGAGAGAAAAGAUAAAGACUUUAUCAUUCUGGCUGCUGAGGACACGCAGAGGUCACGCGUUGACAGCACACACACACACACACACACACACACACACACGAGGAAUGCACUUUUUACACACACACACACACACAAACAAAAUCACAAACACUUUUGCACCUGCAGACACCUCCGACAUGCAUGCUCUCUCUCUCCACAUAACCUGUAAAGCUACACCCGUUUGCACUCUUCACGUGCCUCACCCUUGUCCUGUCUCAGCCGAGGUCCUAGUAGACAUCGCCUGGCAGGGGUCAAAGGUCAGAAUGAACCGCCGAAGUGGGACGCGAUGAGGGACCUUGAAAACCUCCAGGCUUCUGUUCAGAUAAACGUCCUCACCUGCGCCUCCCGCACACACACCGGACCUGUCCGUCCUCCAGAGAAAUACGUUGUUUACCCGUGAAUUUAGUGUGUGUGAGAACGUGUGUGUGUGUGUGUUCCUUAGCGCCUCUACAUUCCAGGCAGGUUACCAUGGCAACUGGUGUGCACCUGCUCCUCACCCCCCCCCAACCCGAAAAUGUUGCGGAAAAGAAUUGGGAUCCCAUGGCUGCUCCCCUGGGUGCACGAUGGUGUGUGUGUGUGUGUGUGUGUGUGUGUGUGUGUGUGUGUGUGUGUGUGUGUGUGUGUGUGUGUGUGUGUGUGUGUGUGUGUGUGUGUGUUGAGAGGGAGUUAGAGAGACAUAGAUGGGUACUGUAUUUCAAGAACAAAAGGAGAAAACUGGAAAAACUAAGACCUUCGUGAGUGUGUUUUCAUUUCUGAGCCAGCUUCAGCUGUGUGUGUGUGUGUGUGUGUGUGUGUGUGUGUGUGUGUGUAGGUGUGUGUAGGUGUGUGUACGUGCAUGUGUGUGAUUCCCAUUGAUUCAUUCAGUGUGAUUGGAGGUCGAGUGCUUACGCAAUGGAAACAAAAGAAGGAAAAAGUGUCUUCUGUGUCACGGGAAACAAAAUAUAUCAAAUUUACUUUUUCUUCUCAAAAUAUUAGGCGUGCUGCUUUUUCACUGUUGAUCUUGAAAUCUUGCUAUAAUCAGUUAAGCUUUUACGACUUGAAGCAAAACAAAACUGGAAAUCUGUAUUGUUAUAAGCGAUCUGUCAAACUGGAGAGGGAUGUUCAUGCUGCACA